This is a messenger RNA of Peronospora farinosa, 1779 nucleotides long. The record is from the annotation of a GenBank genome assembly. Lineage: Eukaryota; Oomycota; Peronosporomycetes; Peronosporales; Peronosporaceae.
AUGAGCAGUACGCGUAGCAAACAGACGCGUCUGCUACGGCAGACAAGUAGGUUACAUGAAAUACAAGAGACACAGGGGAAAGAUUCACUCGAUAGUCACUAUUCACGUCUCAUGAUGGAGCUUGCAACGCUUUGUAGCGAUCGUAACAACGUUAUUACGACGGAAUCCCUUCAAUUUUUUGCUUCUAAUGGCCGUGCUGAACCUGUAAAACUCGAGCGUGCGGUCGAACGCUCGGAAAAAACACAGGAGAAGCCAAAUUUGACGACAAAACAGGACGAUCUCUUGAAUGCCGACACGGCACGACGACAACGGGUUGAAGAACUGACGAGGUUCUUUAUGGAGGCGAAAUCGGACAUUGAAUUUGCAUUGGGAGGAGGUCGAGACUUUGUCGAAGCAAAAGAAAAGGACAAAGAAGUGACGGAAGAAGAAGACGAACGAGAGGAAGGGGUAGAGGAAGAAGGAGAUGACGACAAGGAAAAGGACGAGACGGGAUGCGAUCCCGAGAAAGAGCUCGUGAAGAUUCAUAUCAAGUUGUUGCGAGAUAAAGUGGAUACUCGCGUGUACAACGUGAUGCUCGGGCAGAUUCGAGAACAAGAUCCAGCGCUCUAUGGAGCGAUUUUAUGUCAUCCACUUGUCACGGGUGUGGAUCUGAAGAAAGAAAAGAAGAAGAAGAAGAAACGGAAAGAGAGAGAACGGAAAGAGAAACAGUUGUUGGCUGGGCAAAAGAGUAGUGGAGUAGGUAUGCUCACGCCGGAUUUGACAGCUGAACCGUUGGCGGAGGAAGAGAUGAAGAUGAACAUUAGUUGUUUUGUAGCGAGGAGUAUUGCUGAAGGAUCGUUGCAAGGAUUAAUGCUUGCAGCGAAGCUAGUGUUGUUGUUUUUGAAGUGCCAGAAUAAGGUGGAUGACGCACCACCCCCGACGUUUCUGCUUGCGUCGCAUCUUCGUGUGCUGCGUGGAGAGAAAGCUCCGGAGUAUAAGGUGAAGAAGACAAACAUUGGGACAACUUUGACAACAAACGAAAUCACAACACCGACAAAAGCAGAUCAGUCGAGGUCAGAUACGGCUGCCCUUGAAAGUGCCGAUGAUGGGACGGAGUUGCAAAGUGUCGUCUUGGAAGCUGCCGCCUCUGCCGAAAUGGAUUUGGACUCUGACAGUGGAUCAAUUGCAAAGCUUCGUGCUCGAUUGAGUCGAUUUGGCGAUGACAGAGAGGAUGAAGAAGAUGGAGAUGAGGGCGAAGAAGAAGAUCUCAAUCGUGGAGAAGGCGAAGACAGUUUGGGUGGAGAAGGCGUGGAUGAAGAUGCGCUCAUGGCCCGCGCAAUUGCAUUGUCGCUGUCUCCCGAGGUCAACUUGCGGGAUCAAAAUGACGGAUCUUCGACUCCUUACAGUGAAAACAAACAAGAUGGAGCGGUAACGAAAAGCGGUUCCCCCGAAGUGAAAACUCGCCCUCCCAAGUUCUCGGCUGAGGAGUUGUUAGAGCUUGGCCCAUUUGCACUUCCUGGUGCAUCGAGUGCAGAAGUCGACGGAGUUACUGUUGUGAUGGCAUUGAUAGCCCAGAUGACUAAAAUAUGUCUGGAGUAUCUCAAAUCGUGCCAGCAGGGAGAACUUCCGAACAAAUCACCUGUUCAGCCGCAUCCACUGACGUUCAUGCUCCUCAACUCUUUGCUGAGAGAUUUGCAUACAUCAACCUCCCCCCUUCUCAGUGGGCUGAUAAUUUGGAUUGGGUUGCAAAAUGGCGCUUGUUCUUGUCGUGCUCGAUGCUUUCACUUUUUCGAGUACUAG